Molecule: messenger RNA, 524 nt
Organism: Cydia amplana
Lineage: Eukaryota; Metazoa; Arthropoda; Insecta; Lepidoptera; Tortricidae
Product: FLYWCH-type zinc finger-containing protein 1-like
Exons: 2
Coding region: 117-476 (119 amino acids)
Source: RefSeq, a predicted model, not a curated record
AUCUAUUAAUUUAUUUAAUUUUCAGUAACCUUCGCCCAAUCUCAAAGAGGGGGCCGCCUCCUCAUAUUCAAGGGUUACUCGUAUAGCCUACAGAAGUUCAACAACAACAUCGGCCAAUGGAGAUGCACCAUGGUCCAGCCCGGCACGGCGAAGAGGUGUACUGCCAAGCUGUUCACAGGAGAGGACUUCAAGGCGAAUUCCUCUGGACCAAAAGGGGCGGCAAGCAUCCCCUCCUCCUCUUCUCCGGGUAUACCUACAGCUACCAGAAGGAGAACGCCCUGGGCCGGAUUUCUUGGUACUGUUCCAGGAGGCUGAAGGGCUGCAGAGCGUCGGCCGUUAGCUACGGAACCCGCGUGAUCGCCUACAAGCCUCAUGAUCAUCCACCGCCGAAGAUUACUAUGGGGUCCACAGAGACCCAGCAAGAACCUGAUCCUCAUAUAUUAGCUGUUUACACAAAAUCUGAGGUUAAACAUUGAAAUCAUGUCUUUUACCAUGCUAUUCAGCGUUGCAUAUCAAUGUACUGU